CAGUCUUCCCUUGAAACGUGGGGCUCCCAUUUACUGCAUGGGCUGUGCCUUUACCCACCGCCUGUUGUCAAAGGUUGACGAUCAUCCAGUGUUUCCCUUUGGAAUCUUCUUGUCUUGGCUAUGGAGACAGCAGUGCUCAACGCGACCAGCGAGACCCAGCACACAACCCACUCCGCGUUCACCCAGACGGAGCACAACAUUGUGGCAGCCUACCUGAUCACUGCGGGGGUCAUCAGCUUGGCCAGCAACAUUGUCGUCCUGCUAAUGUUUGUCAAGUUCAGGGAGCUCCGCAAUGCCACCAAUGCCAUCAUCAUCAACCUGGCCUUCACCGACAUCGGCGUCGCCGGCAUCGGAUACCCCAUGUCAGCGGCCUCCGACCUCCAUGGCAGCUGGAAGUUCGGCUACACCGGAUGCCAGAUAUAUGCAGCGCUGAACAUCUUCUUUGGAAUGGCGAGUAUUGGAUUGCUGACAGUGGUGGCCAUUGACCGUUAUCUGUCCAUCUGCAGACCUGACAUAGGGCAGAAGAUGACCACGCGGUCCUACACGAUGCUGAUUCUGACUGCAUGGGUCAACGCUCUGUUCUGGUCCUCCAUGCCUGUGGUGGGCUGGGCCAGCUAUGCCCCCGACCCAACCGGAGCCACCUGCACCAUCAACUGGAGGAACAACGACGCGUCGUUCAUCUCCUUCACCAUGUCGGUGAUAGCCGUCAACUUCGUCAUCCCCCUAUCCGUUAUGUUCUACUGCUACUACAACGUGUCCGUGACCAUGCGGAGGUACAAGGCCAGCAACUGCCUGGACAACAUCAACAUGGACUGGUCAGACCAGAUGGACGUCACCAAGAUGUCGGUGGUGAUGAUCGUGAUGUUCCUGGUGGCCUGGUCGCCAUACUCCAUUGUGUGCCUCUGGGCCUCCUUCGGCGACCCCAAAAAGAUCUCGGCCCCCAUGGCCAUCAUCGCGCCCCUCUUUGCCAAGUCCUCCACCUUCUACAACCCCUGCAUAUACGUCAUUGCCAACAAGAAGUUCAGGAGAGCCAUCACCGGAAUGCUGAGGUGCCAGACCAGACAGCGGAUCACCAUCAACAACCAGGUUCCCAUGACCGUUUCCCAGCUGCCUCUUACACAGUGACAGUGACGAAAACGUUCCACGAAAAGACCACUGUUUGUACCUCCACUGUUGAAAUCAAAGGGCGGUAUUCUAUUUUACAUAAUAACAACUAUAGCAUCUGACUGCACUGCUGACUUAAAGGACACAAAACAACCUCAGAAAAUACUGUACAUUGUUCUUCAUUAUGUCAGUUCUAAUAAGUGACAUCAUAU
This is a messenger RNA of Megalops cyprinoides (Indo-Pacific tarpon), 1316 nucleotides long. RefSeq names its product retinal pigment epithelium-derived rhodopsin homolog (gene rrh). The coding region runs from base 121 to 1125 and encodes 334 amino acids. NCBI's taxonomy places the organism in Eukaryota, Metazoa, Chordata, Actinopteri, Elopiformes, Megalopidae. Gene Ontology annotation, biological process: G protein-coupled receptor signaling pathway; visual perception. The record is from RefSeq and is a predicted model, not a curated record. The transcript is spliced from 7 exons. Gene Ontology annotation, cellular component: membrane; photoreceptor outer segment. Gene Ontology annotation, molecular function: G protein-coupled receptor activity.